Triticum dicoccoides is the source of this 1511-nucleotide messenger RNA. RefSeq names its product amidase 1-like. Bases 33 to 1361 code for a protein of 442 amino acids. The record is from RefSeq and is a predicted model, not a curated record. NCBI's taxonomy places the organism in Eukaryota, Viridiplantae, Streptophyta, Magnoliopsida, Poales, Poaceae. The transcript is spliced from 7 exons.
UAGGCAGAGCAGACAUCACACGUCGCAGAGCCAUGGAGAUGGAGGCCAACGGCGACGACCACGGCGCCUUCAUGGAGAAAUUCCUCCUGCCGCCGUCUCCUUCCUCCGACCACCAGCAGCCGCAGCAGCCCCCCCUGCACGGCCUCACCUUCGCCAUCAAGGACAUCUUCGACGUCGCCGGCCGCGUCACCGGCUUUGGCACCCCGGACUGGGCGCGGACGCACGCGCCGGCCGCCGCCACGGCGCCCGCCGUGCUGGCCGCGCUGGCCGCCGGCGCCACGGGCGUGGGCAAGACGGUGAUGGACGAGAUGGCCUACAGCAUCAACGGCGAGAACGCGCACUACGGCACCCCCGCCAACCCCUGCGCCCCGGGCCGCGUCCCCGGCGGCUCCUCCAGCGGCUCCGCCGUCGCCGUCGCCGCCAGCCUCGCCGACUUCGCGCUCGGCACCGACACUGGCGGCAGCGUCAGGGUGCCCGCCGCAUACUGCGGCAUCUUCGGCCUCCGGCCCUCCCACGGACUGGUCUCCACCGAGAACGUCGUGCCCAUGGCGCAGAUGUUCGACACUGUCGGGUGGUUUGCUAGGGAUCUGCCUACGCUGUCUCGUGUCACUGACGUGAUGCUACCGCCGGUGCCAGCUGCCGCCGACGAUGAUGCCGAGAUACGACGACGACGACCGAGCCGUGUGAUCAUUCCUGCAGACUGUUUCAAGAUCUUGGGCUCCUCUGAUGAUGACCACACCUACGAGAUCCUCAACGCUUCAGCGGCCAAGGUAUUCGGCAGUGAUGCUGUGGUGGACAAUGGCAACCUUGGUGAUUUUGUCUCCAGCAACGUUCCGAGCAUCGGCAAGUUCAUGACCGACUUGUCUGCGGUCGAAGCAUCAUCAUCGUGUGUGCCGCCCCUGUCUGCCAUCUCACGUGUCAUGCGAGUCCUUCAAAGGUCUGAAUUCAAAUCAAACCACGCGGAGUGGUUUAACACGGUGAAGCCCAACCUCGGCCCUGGCAUCCGAGAGCGAGUGCAGGAGGCCAUUGCAUCGGAGGAUGAAUCUGCCAUGGAUGAUCUUCAUGCCGUCAGGACUGAAUUCAAAUCUGCGUUAGCCACUCUCCUCAAGGACGACAAAAUCCUGGCAAUCCCUACAGUCCCCGGCGCGCCACCGAAGCUAUGCAUGGACGCAGCGCUGCUGGAGGACUUCCGGGCGAGGGCCUUCUCGCUGCUGUCCAUCGCCGGCCUGUCGGGGUUCUGCCAGAUGAAGGACCCAGAGAAAAAAAUGCUGACGUUGGGAGCAAAGCUGAUUGAGUGGGUGUCAAAUAAAGUUUACCGCGCUUCGCAGGGGUGGAGGCCUAGAGUCAGGCUUGGUGGCUGAUGGUGGCGUUCUUGUCACCAGGAUGUGGGUUGUUCUUAGCCUUGUUCUCUGGGUCUUAGUUAUACCUUAUGAAAUGAUUUUGAGUUAAAUGUAUCGGAGGUGCCUCAACUUGUCCUUUACCGUCAAUUUAGUGCCUAAAGUUACAAAAUA